AUGGCUGAGUCUACACAAGUCAAAAAUAAGGACCCUGCACAGAGGCCAACCACAGAAAAACAUGGAAUAGAACCUCCAAAUGUAACCAUUGAUGAGAUGAUGGAUAACCUGUCUGAAUAUUUGAACAAAAGGCUGGGACUGAGAAAGUGCCAUGAUGAUAUGUGCCAGAAAUAUGGAAUUAAACAAUCAAACAGUGGAUUAUGGGACUUGCAGGACAUUAAAAAGGCUUAUGGAAAGACAAAUCGUCUAAGGUCCUGUAUGCAGAAAACAGGAGAGAGUGUUGUAGAAUAUGAAGAACGAUUCAGACAGAUUUGGUUGGAACAUGCUGGUUUAAAUGGUAAUGAGGAUCUGGACAAGGAUACUAACAUGCCUCUAAAAACUGCUUUUGUAAAUGGACUGAAACCUGAAAUUUCAAAAGCCCUAAAAAUCCGAUAUGAUGACUGGGACGGCAUUGGAACAGCUUUCAAUCAGAUUGUUGAGUGGUCAGUAAAAAUUGAAAGGACAUAUGAAGUCAAACUCAGAGCUCUGCAAUCUAGACCCUCAACAUACAGUUACAAGAGCACAGAGAAUGAUCUUCAAGAAAAAGGAGGACGGAGAUACACACAGACAAAAACACAACGACAAGGAAGAUGUAAUUAUUGCAACAAAGAAGGACACUGGUUUCGUGAAUGCAAAAUAAGACUGAGAUAUGAAAAUAAAGAUGUGAAUGACCUGGACAAGAGAUUUCAGCAGCUUACUCAAGAACAAAAACAAUCCCUCCUAAAUGCGGUUGAACCACAGGGAAACUAA
Molecule: messenger RNA, 789 nt
Organism: Onychostoma macrolepis
Lineage: Eukaryota; Metazoa; Chordata; Actinopteri; Cypriniformes; Cyprinidae
Exons: 2
Coding region: 1-789 (262 amino acids)
Molecular function (GO): zinc ion binding; nucleic acid binding
Source: RefSeq, a predicted model, not a curated record